Rhipicephalus sanguineus (brown dog tick) is the source of this 2723-nucleotide messenger RNA. RefSeq lists its product as uncharacterized. The coding region runs from base 53 to 829 and encodes 258 amino acids. The record is from RefSeq and is a predicted model, not a curated record. NCBI's taxonomy places the organism in Eukaryota, Metazoa, Arthropoda, Arachnida, Ixodida, Ixodidae. The transcript has a single exon.
UCCUGGGGCGCGUGCAGCUGCUCUGCGCACACACGGAAGUGUGAAACAUGACAUGCGGGAGGCCUUUGAACAAGGGCGACCAGUUCAUGGCAUCAAAGGUCCAUCGGCACUGUUGCGACUGAAGGGCUUCAACCUUGUGUGGUGCCUUCCGCCUGAUUAUAUGCAUUGCGUGCUCGAAGGUGUGCCUCAGCAACUAACAGAAAUGUGGCUGGCCGGGUCUGGGAUGGCCUUCUAUAUUGGCCGGCAGCUGCAAGAAGUGGAGCACCGCAUCCGGGACCUGAGGCCACCUGUGUCAUUCUGUCGCCUCCCUCGCCCUAUCAGUGAACGCAAGUACUGGAAGGCAACUGAAUGGUUAUAUUGGCUGUUGUUUUAUUCCUUGCCAUGUCUGAAAGGGGUCCUGCAUGAUAGGUACCUCACACAUUUUUCUUUACUUUGUGAAACAGUUUUUCUGCUUUUGCAGGCAUCUGUAAGUGAAUCCGACCUUCGGAAGGCUGACCAACUUCUGUGUUCUUUUGUAAACAGAGUUUGUGUGCUGUACGGGGAAAGUAAUGCCACUUUCAAUGUGCAUCAACUGUUGCACUUGAGCAAAAGUGUGGAAAUGCUUGGACCACUAUGGGGAACAUCCACGUUUCCAUUUGAAAACGGUAACGGUCUGCUUGUAAAACUAGUUACUGCAGCAAAAGGGGUGCCACUGCAGAUUGCAGAGCGCUGUAUUAUGAAGUCAUGGCUGAAGACAGCUAGUAGGGUUGUAAGUCUGCCAGAAUCCCUUGCACAGCGAAAAAGAAAAAUCACUCAGACACCUGCCACUGAAGUGAAAGGCAUAAAGUAACUUGGAGCACCGUUAAGAUCACUGCACUUAGAACCAGCUGCCACAGAGCUGUUCACUCACACAUACGGGACAGUUCCACAUUUGAUUCACUAUGCUAGGCUCCAGAUUAACUCCAUUCAUCUUCAUAGUACCCACUACAGUCAUGCCCUGAAAACAUGCUCCAGCUGUGUUAAAAUGAGUGAUGGUAUGUUUUGUUUGGUAACCAACAUUUGUUCUUUUUUCCUAACUGAGCAGAAGAUUGUUCUCGUGUGUCAAGAGUUAGUACCAAUAGAACCUGAUUUUAGGAAUGUAACUUACAUGCAUUCCUGUAGACGCCCGCCUCCUGAUAGGAACUUCAUACUUUACUCUCCUGAGGACGUUUCUGCAGUGUGUGUGUUAGUUGAGCAAGGAAGUACGCUUUACAUCUCAGAAAUCCCAAAUUGUCACAAAAUUGACUAAAUGACCAUACAUGUCUUAGUUUCCAAUCACUGCCUACCAUUUCCCAGCAAGGGGAGAACCCUGAUAUGUAUGUAUAUGCUCACCAUAGCUUUCUAUAGAUAAGAAAUAAUGAUGAACAGCAGCUUGCUGCAUGUAAAGUGGGCAACUUGUGAGGGGCUUCACAAAAGUUGGGAAAAUGUGAAAAACAGACACAAACUGGGUGCAGCUCUCAUUUCCACCACCACACGUGGCAACCAGCACACCUUGUGUAUCAGUGUGCUGAUGGCUGUGCAGCUUAGAGGAAGUGUUACAAUCGUUAAGUUUGUUUUCAUGCCAUGUUUCACUGAUUCCGUAAUUUAUUUUUCAAUGAAUGUGCCAGACUAUUAAGUGCUUCCAAACCACCUCAGGGUAGAAAACUUGCUACAUAUAGCAAAGGUCUCAAAAUUACCUAAGCUAGCGGGCUGCAGUCACUAAAGUUAGUCUCUCAAGGGCUGUGAGAGUGAAAGUUGGAGGGGGAGGUGAUGAAAAUGGCAACUAACAUUGCCAUUUAAAAGAAGGCCUUUCCCAUAUCUCAAAUUUACAGGUCACUUCUUAAAGAGAUUUGGUGGUAGGAUUCGAAAAACAUACUGCUACUGAUCCACAGAACGGCUAAAAUCUGGACACCAUGGUUUUGGAAUACAUGCUUUGAAAUACACACUUUUGUUUCACGGUUAUGUUAACACAUGGUGACUGCGUAAUGUGCCUCUGAAAAUAUAAAUGCUAAAAAGAUUCACAUCUGUGUAGCUUAACCAGAACAAAGCGAUAUUAUUAGUUGCAGCUGUUAGGCGAAAAAAUACCUGUGUCACACCGGCACUUUUGAACGGCAAUCUAGUCGAAGGCCAUCGAAACGCCACAACUCACUUUAUUCGAUGAAGUUGUCCUGCUGCUACACGGCAGUUCUGAACGGCCUUUGAGUUGUUCAGGCUUCUCUCGCAAAAAUUGUGCGACACUGCGCAUCUUUAUUUUCAUAUUCAUGUCACCAAAAGUUAAAUAAUACAAAUCCGCUUAAAAUAACAAAUAUGCCUGUUGUUCUUGUUUAAACAUUUUAAUAAAUUGUUUAUUUGUAGUUAGAAAUACAUAUUUAUUUUUAAGUUGUUGAGCAGCGAAACUGUGGCGAGCGAUACAUGGCAACAGGGCAUGAUGAAGACAGCUAUUGUGGAGAGUAUGUGCAGUUCACACAUUUCAAGUGGCACAAAUACUUCAAUAAAUAAUUGAUAACGCACAUAUACUGCUUUCAAGCAUACUGGUUAAAGUUUUCUUUUUCUAAUCAUGAGAUACGAACACAAUGUCAACGAGAGAGCAUGUUCGCGCCGUUUCCGCUUCCGUCGCUCAAUGGCCAUCGAAGCAAUCGAAAUUUCAAUGGAGUGGGGUGCUUCGUUGACUCAAUUUACUAUUGACUCGAUGGCAGUGGCGUACCAACUCCUUCGCGAGUGGGGGG